UUACUCAUUAAUAUAUCAUUGAAAAAAUAUUAGUGUUACAUAGAAACUAGUUUUGUGUUAUCCGGAAAUAUUUUAUUCAUAAUAUAUUCUAUAUUUAAAUUAAAUAUGCGAGGCGUGUAAAGUAUAAGGAUUAUAGGAUUGCAAGUUUUUAUUUUUUUUAAUAUUGCCAUGGGUCUCACGAAACAAUAUUUGCGAUACGCACCUAGCGGUACAUUUAACGUUAUCACAAGUGCUGAAUGCAACAGUACUCACAUAUCUUUGAAAGGUAUUAGUGGAAGAUAUAUUGCUGUUGGAGCUUGUGAGCAUGUCAUCAUUUGGGACAUGAGACUCGGAGAGAAGGCUCAAGUGCUUCCUGGUGAAAAUAUAGUAGUAUCACAAAUCUGUGCUAGUCCUACUGGUAAUCAUAUGGCUGUGGGAUAUGUUGAUGGCAAUAUCAAUGUAUUUGACCUCAUCAACAAUGAAGUUCUGUGUGUAUUCUCCGGACAUAGCUCAACUGUUACAUGUUUGCAGUAUGAUGAACAGGGACACAGAUUGGUGUCUGGUUCUAAGGACACAGAGGUGAUUCUUUGGGACAUAGUAUCAGAGACAGGUAUAGCCAGGGUCAGUGGUCAUAAGGGUGCAGUAACUAGUGUUCUAUUCAUCAAUGGAAAGAACUGCAUAGUGAGCUCUUCAAAAGACACUUUUGUUAAAUUCUGGGAUAUUGAAACUAAGCAUUGCUUCAAGACAUUGGGAGGACAUCAAAUGGAGGUGUGGUCAGCAGUACUAAUCAAAGAAGAGAGAUAUUUAGUAACAGGCAGUAUGGAUCAAGAGCUGCGUGUUUGGAAGCUGAACUGGAUGAAUGAUGUGAAAGAUGAAGAUAAAUUAUCUCGACAACUGGAGAUUGUGAAAAUUGAAGAGACUGACAAUACUGAAGAUAGUUCAGUACUUCAGUGUCAUCAAGUAGGUACUUUAGUGCGUGGUGGCAAAGGUCGCGUAGUUGGACUCAGUACAGACCUUGGACAGACUGUACUAUCUUGUUAUGGGACUGACUCGCUAUUGGAGCUUUUUAUUUUCUGCUCUGAUGAAGAAGCAAAAAAGAGAAUGGAUAAACGUAUAAAAAAACAAAGGAAGAAGUUGGCAAAAUUAAAAGAAAGUGGUGAAACAGAUGCAAAUGUGGAAGAAAUACCAGAAUUACUCACUUUGACAGAUGAAGUACGUAGGUUACCGUCGGUAAAGUUAGGUGCUAAGUUGAAGUCAACUACUUUGCUUUUGGGUACCACCGGUGAGCUUCGUGUAGGAGUUACAUUAGCUAAUAAUACAGUUGAAUUACAUAGUUUGAAGAUGGAAGAAGGAAAUGAAGUAAAAUGCCUGAAGCAGAUUACACAACCUGGCCAUCAAAAGGAACCCCAUUGCGUGGUUAUUAGUUCUGAUAACUUAGCUAUACUAUCGGCCGCUGCAGAUUCUGUUAAACUUUGGAACAGAGCGAACCAGACGUGCGUACGUACGAUCCCGGUGGGGUGCGGGCGCGUGUGGUGCGCGUGCUUCGCCCCCGGCGACCGGCACGCGCUGGUGGGCGCCGGCGACGGCUCGCUGCUCGUGCUGGACGUGGCCGCCGCUCGCCUGCUCGAGGCCAUACCCGCGCACACCACCGACUGCGCCGUCGUCGGACUCACGCCCGACAAGCUUGGCUGUUUCACCGGCGGUGGAGAUAAAACGGUUAAAUUGUGGCGAUUCGAACUUAUACCCGACCCAACGGGUGAAUCUAAAGCUAAGGUACUAUCAGUUUUACAUACGCGGACGUUAGAAUUGGAGGAAGCUGUCCUAUCAGUACAAAUAAGCCCCAACAAUAAAUUCAUUGCUGUGGGACUCCUAGAUUCUACUGUUAAGAUAUUCUUCCUUGAUACUUUUAAGUUUUACCUAUCUCUGUAUGGACACAAACUGCCUGUUCUAUGUCUGGACAUUAGUUAUGAUUCAAACAUAAUUGCAACAGGCUCUGCGGACCGAAAUGUCAAAAUAUGGGGAAUGGAUUUUGGAGAUUGCCACAAGUCAAUUUUUGCUCAUAACGAUUCGGUGACAGCUUUGCAGUUUAUACCGAGCACGCAUUACUUCUUUACAAGUUCAAAAGAUGGGAAGGUGAAGCAAUGGGAUGCGGACAGUUACGAUAAUAUUAUUACCUUAAAUGGGCACGCGGGCGCGUGCUGGGGGCUGUCGGUGGGCGCGGGCGGGCUGGUGGCGGCCUCGUGCGGGUCGGACCGCGCGCUGCGCCUCUACUCCCGCACCGACCAGCCGCUCGUGCUCGGCGACACCCAAGAGGAGGACCUCGGGCUCGCCACCGGCCCCGACCGGGCUCCAGUUCCCGGUCUGCCUGGUUUAACGAUGCCCACUAAGAAAACGAUUGGGGCGGAAAAAGCUGCUGACUCAGUGAUGGAGUGUUUGUCGGUUGGCGCGGAGUAUAAACGUGAAUUAAUCGAAGCGCGCGGACGUCAUGUGGCACCGCCACUAUUGAUGGCCGCAUACGGCAGCUCCACACCCGAGGAUUUCUUCGUCGAAACCAUUAAGAGAAUACGAUCUACAGAUUUGGAGGAAGCACUGCUCCUGGUACCGUUCAACUCAGCGUGUGAGAUAGUGCGCUUGCUACCGAAAUUGUUAGACCGCGGUGAUCACACCGAAUUAUUCUGUAGACUUGCCAUCUUCCUCCUGAGGGUGCACCACGCACCUAUUGUCGCUAACAAAUCUCUCUUCAAGCACAUGAUACAGAUACAAGCGAAGGCCAAUAUGAGACUCAAUGAGUUAAGGGACGUGGUGGGGUACAACGUGCACGCUCUACAGUGGGCGCGGCGCGAGGCGGAGGCCCGCGGACGCGAGUUGUCGUUCCAGGCCGCCACCACUGUCGCACAGCGCGCCGUCCGCCGUCGCCGCGCAGUCAAGCGACCUAUAGUCACUGUUACAUAGCUGUCUAAUA
Achroia grisella is the source of this 2941-nucleotide messenger RNA. RefSeq names its product WD repeat-containing protein 3. Gene Ontology annotation, biological process: maturation of SSU-rRNA. Gene Ontology annotation, cellular component: Pwp2p-containing subcomplex of 90S preribosome; small-subunit processome. Bases 169 to 2931 code for a protein of 920 amino acids. The transcript is spliced from 16 exons. NCBI's taxonomy places the organism in Eukaryota, Metazoa, Arthropoda, Insecta, Lepidoptera, Pyralidae. Gene Ontology annotation, molecular function: snoRNA binding; protein binding. The record is from RefSeq and is a predicted model, not a curated record.